GGGCUUGACUACCAUCCAUUUCCUGGGAUGGGGUAUGCAGAUAAAGAGACUCAAAAGACGUCAUUUCUGUUGCAAAUAGAACUGGCAAAGAAACUCCAGAAGCCCAUAGUGUUACACACAAGAGAAGCAGAUGAAGACACUCAAAAAACAAUGACAGAAAACAUUCCAUUUGACUUCCCGAUGGACAUUCAUUGCUACACCGCGUCUCUCGAUUUCGCAAAAUGGGUGCUUGAAAAGUACCCAAACGCUUACUUCGGGUUUGCGGGAGUCGUGACGUUCAAAAACGCGAAGAAUGUCCUCGACGUCGUCAAAGUCGUUCCCCUUGAUAAGAUCCUCCUUGAGACAGACGCGCCUUUCAUGGCACCUAUCCCGUUCAGAGGAAAGCCAAGUCACUCAGGAAUGAUUCCAUGGAUAGCAGAGACCAUAGCAAAGACAAAGGGAGUUUCGUUAGAAGAAGUUCUUAGACAAACCACAAUAAAUGCGAAAAAGCUCUUUAAAAUUUAA
This is a messenger RNA of Entamoeba invadens IP1, 504 nucleotides long. Its product is annotated as hydrolase TatD family protein. Gene Ontology annotation, molecular function: hydrolase activity, acting on ester bonds. Lineage: Eukaryota; Evosea; Mastigamoebida; Endamoebidae. The record is from RefSeq and is a predicted model, not a curated record. The annotation marks the transcript as partial. The transcript has a single exon.